This is a messenger RNA of Saccharomyces mikatae IFO 1815, 1602 nucleotides long. It is a transcript of the gene REF2, whose product is annotated as RNA-processing protein REF2. Lineage: Eukaryota; Fungi; Ascomycota; Saccharomycetes; Saccharomycetales; Saccharomycetaceae. The transcript has a single exon. Bases 1 to 1602 code for a protein of 533 amino acids. The record is from RefSeq and is a predicted model, not a curated record.
AUGUCAGCUCCUGUUCCUCAAUUAGUAAAUAUAUCUCAUGCCUUGCAAGCUUCCACUAUCCAACAAAUUCGUUUGGAUAUGGUAGAUUUUAAUAAAGAUUGCAAAUUAUCUUCCAUUCAAUUGGCAAGAAUUGACAAGUAUAUCGAUUCUUUACAAGCGGCUUUAAAUCAGUUCACCAAAGAUAAUUUGCAUAUCGAACGGAAGGACGAGAAUGUGACUGCUGCAGACGUGCAACUGUAUUCUGGCCUAAAAUCAAUGUAUUUAGAUUAUUUGAACCAACUAAUUAAACUAAAGCAUGACAAGCAACCCCACUCUGUACCACCCAUCGCUAAUGAUGUUUCAUUAGACUUCUUCGUUAACCAAUUGCCUAAGUUUUCUCCCGAGGAAAGGAAGAAUUAUGUUGAUAAUUUAAUUCUGAAUAAAAACAGUCAUAAUCGAUUGUCUAAGAUGGAUGGUUUGGUAGAUGCCGUCAUUAAUUUAUGUGUCUUGGAUACGUCUGUUAGUGAAAAUGUACGAUCUUAUAUGAAACUAUUAGAUACACUGGGUUUCCAAAAGGGUUCGAACAGCACAGGUACAAAGACGAAGCUCAAAAAGAAAUUAACUAGUUCGAAAGCAAAAGUAAGGGAUUCCGAAAAAGAUAAAGAGAAGGAUAAGUUGAAAUCAAAAACGAAAAUCAAACUCAAGCCUUCCCCUCUUCUCAGUAACGAUGACGAUAUCUCUUCAUCACUGUCUUCUACAUCGAGCGCUUCAGUGAAGAAAUUAAAAUCAGGCUUAUUCAAUAAAAAUGAAGAUAAACCCUCCGCAGAAUCUUUAGCUACUUCUUCUAAGAAAAAACUAUCAUUUUCUAAAUAUCUAAACAAAGAUGAUGCAGAUUCUACCAAGCUUGGAGCCAAACGAACUUUGGACCUGGAUUUCAAAGUCAAUCCCGUAGAGUCGACGAUAGCCUCUAACAAUACAGCAUCUUCUACAUCAGUAUCACCAUCGACUACGUCAGAAGCGACUCCUGUUUCUUCAGAAGAACCUUUAAAGAAGAAAACUAAAAAGUCUCUUAAAGACUUUAAUGUACAAUCUAUCCUUAGAAAUGGUAAACCAAAAAAAACCCGUACAAGUAAUAUCAAAUUUCUGGAUGAUCCUCAGCUAAUAAAAGUUUACGGUGAUGAUCUACCGAACCAAGGGCUACAAGUUUCUCCUACUCAGCUGAAGAAAAUUCUAAAACCAUUUAAAGAAGGGGAACCAAAGGAAGUUAUAUUGUUCGAAGAUAUGUCGAUCAAAUUAAAGUCUCUAGAUUUAAGUUUUCUAAAAAACACAAGCAAUAAUGAUUAUAUUGAUAUAUCUGAAACUAGAGGUGGUCCAAUACACUGUGAAACUAGGACCCCGUUAAUCUACAGAAAGAACUUCAAUCAUUUCAAUUCAGACUUGAAUAAAAGACCGCCAAGGGAGCCCAUAGAAUUCGAUUUGAAUGGAAACACAAAUUCAAAUCCUACUAUUGCGAAAGCAUUCGGUAAAAAUAGUCUUUUAUUGAGGAAGGAUAGAGGCGGUUUGCCAUACAAGCAUGUGCCUAUAGUAAAAAGAAAUAAGUACCCUCCAAGACCAGUACGCUAA